GGACAGUUUUAAGCUGGCUACCAAUGAGAGUGGUCGUUCAGUAUGGCUGUCAGAGUUUUGUGUGGCAAGAUCGUACGUCGUUGUGUCAGUGCUGGAACAAAUAAUGGAAGAUGCAUGUCCCACUAUCCUAUAGAUGAGCAUAUAUUUGGACUGUCAAGUGAACAGCAACAGCUUCGUCAAUUAAUUUUCGAUUUCGCACAAAAAGAACUAGCGCCAAAAGCAGCAGACAUUGAUAAGACGAACAACUUUACUGAAUUAAGAGAGUUUUGGAAGAAGCUAGGAAAUCUUGGUGUUUUAGGUAUAACUGCUAGUCCUGAGUAUGGCGGAACUGGUGGGAAGUAUUUAGACCAUUGCGUUAUUAUGGAAGAAUUGUCAAGGGCUUCGGGAGCCAUUGCGCUGUCGUACGGCGCCCAUUCAAACUUGUGCAUAAAUCAGAUAAAUAGAAACGGAACACACGAGCAAAAGGCUAAAUAUUUACCUAAACUAUGUUCAGGCGAGCAUAUGGGAGCGCUGGCGAUGUCCGAACCCGGAGCGGGCAGUGACGUGGUCUCCAUGAAGUUACGUGCCGAAAAAAAGGGGGACUAUUACGUGCUGAAUGGCAACAAAUUCUGGAUAACAAACGGUCCAGACGCUGACGUUUUAGUUGUUUACGCUAAAACUGAUUUAACAAGCAAACCGCAACAUGGAAUAUCAGCGUUUUUGGUCGAAAAAAAUUUCCCCGGUUUCUCUACUGCUCAGAAACUCGACAAACUCGGAAUGAGAGGUUCCAAUACAGGCGAACUGGUAUUUGAAGAUUGUAAGGUGCCAGCAGCUAAUCUAUUGGGCGAAGAGAACAAAGGUGUGUACGUGUUGAUGUCGGGGUUGGAUCUGGAGCGCCUCGUGCUAGCCGCGGGCCCCGUCGGCCUCAUGCAAGCCGCCAUUGACACCGCUUUCUCAUACGCUCAUACUAGGAAACAGUUCGGAAAGAAUAUUGGGGAAUUCCAGUUAUUACAGGGUAAAAUGGCGGACAUGUACACGACAUUGAGCGCCAGCCGGAGCUACUUAUACAGCGUGGCGCGGGCGUGCGACGCGGGACACGUCAACAGCAAGGACUGCGCGGGCGUCAUAUUGUACUGCGCGGAGCGAGCCACGCAACUCGCACUAGAUGCCAUACAAAUAUUAGGAGGCAAUGGUUAUAUCAACGAUUAUCCAACGGGAAGAAUACUUAGGGAUGCUAAAUUAUAUGAAAUAGGCGCUGGCACAUCUGAAGUGAGAAGAAUGCUUAUAGGAAGAGCAUUGAACGGGGAAUACAAAUAAAUAAUGAUUAUAUGUUUAUACAAAAUAAUAUAGUUUUUUUAAUGUCUCAACA
Molecule: messenger RNA, 1348 nt
Organism: Papilio machaon (common yellow swallowtail)
Lineage: Eukaryota; Metazoa; Arthropoda; Insecta; Lepidoptera; Papilionidae
Gene: Ivd
Product: isovaleryl-CoA dehydrogenase, mitochondrial
Exons: 9
Coding region: 43-1296 (417 amino acids)
Biological process (GO): L-leucine catabolic process
Cellular component (GO): mitochondrion
Molecular function (GO): 3-methylbutanoyl-CoA dehydrogenase activity; flavin adenine dinucleotide binding
Source: RefSeq, a predicted model, not a curated record